AAAACAAUCAUUCGUCUAUCAUAUUUUCACUUAUAAAGUUACACAUACAUAAUGGACGUGGUUUAUGCAGAGAUAGAGAUCACCUCUUCACUUUCAGCUCCUAAAGUUUUCAAAGUCUACACUGACUUUGACAUCAUUGCCCCUAAGAUCAAUCCCGAAUCUUACAAAACCAUCACCGUUAUCAAAGGUGAUGGUGGAGUUGGAAGCAUCAAGAGCAUGACAUAUAGUGAUGGAACAAGUUCAAAGCACACAAUCGAUGACAUUGACGCAAGCAACUUUAUACUAAGUUGGACGUUCUUUGAAGGAGACGCCUUGAUGGGUAUAAUAAACACAGCUACUCACCAUAUGAAGUUCAUACCUUCUCCUAAUGGAGGAUCCGUAUUCAAACAAACAUUUGUAAUUAGGUAUAAAGGUGACGGUAAGCAAAUGGAUGAUGUUAUUAAUAUUACUAAAGAAGCAAUCAAGAAUACUUUCAAGAAGAUGGAGUCUUAUGCUAUUGCCCAUCCUGAAGUUUACUAAUGCUUUCACCUAGAUAAUGGUGAUGUGUUCGACUCUGACAUCAUUGUACUCUAUUUUUGUUUCAUGUAAUAAUGAACAAUAAAAUAUAUUAAGUACGCAUAAUAAAUUUUCUAAUUCACAGACUAA
Messenger RNA from Helianthus annuus (common sunflower), 645 nucleotides. Its product is annotated as root allergen protein. Lineage: Eukaryota; Viridiplantae; Streptophyta; Magnoliopsida; Asterales; Asteraceae. The record is from RefSeq and is a predicted model, not a curated record. Gene Ontology annotation, molecular function: abscisic acid binding; signaling receptor activity; protein phosphatase inhibitor activity. The transcript is spliced from 2 exons. Gene Ontology annotation, cellular component: nucleus; cytoplasm. The coding region runs from base 52 to 519 and encodes 155 amino acids. Gene Ontology annotation, biological process: defense response; abscisic acid-activated signaling pathway.